Messenger RNA from Plasmodium berghei ANKA, 1500 nucleotides. Its product is annotated as pre-mRNA-processing factor 19, putative. Gene Ontology annotation, biological process: DNA repair; protein ubiquitination; mRNA splicing, via spliceosome. The record is from RefSeq and is a predicted model, not a curated record. Gene Ontology annotation, molecular function: ubiquitin protein ligase activity; protein binding. The coding region runs from base 1 to 1500 and encodes 499 amino acids. Gene Ontology annotation, cellular component: U2-type catalytic step 1 spliceosome; Prp19 complex; cytoplasm. The transcript has a single exon. Lineage: Eukaryota; Apicomplexa; Aconoidasida; Haemosporida; Plasmodiidae.
AUGUCAAUUUUGUGUACAAUAAGCGGGCAAACGCCCGAUGAACCUGUAGUAAGUAAAACUGGAUAUAUUUUUGAAAAACGAUUGAUUGAAAAACAUAUUAAAAAUUAUGGGAUUUGUCCAGUAAGCGGAGAAAUACUAACUUUAGAAGAUUUAUAUCCAAUUAAAAUUGAAAAGUUUGUAAAACCUAGACCUAUUACAGCCACAAGUAUACCAGGACUAUUAUCAAUUUUUCAAACAGAAUGGGAUUCAAUGAUAUCUGAAAUGUUCAGUCUAAGAACUCAUGUUAAUGAUGUUCGAAAUCAAUUAAGCCAUUGCUUAUAUCAAUAUGAUGCAGCUACUAGAGUAAUUGCAAAAUUAUUAAAAGAAAAAAAUAAUUGUCAAGAAGAAAUAAAUAAUUUACGAAACCAAAUUUUACAAUUAAAAAAUGGAAAUGAUAUAUUAGAUGAUUUAGAAAUUGGAAUAAGUGAAGACUUAUUAAAUGAAAUGCAAAAUAUUGCAAAAGAAUUAUUAAUGAAUAGAAAAAAAAGAAAAGUAGAAAAUGUUAACUCACCAAAUGAAUGGAAAAAAAUUACAAGUACUAAUGAGUUUAAUAUUCAUUCAUCUAUAAUACCAGGUGUAACUUGUUUAUCUAUAGAUAUAAAUAAAUUAAAAUAUAAUUAUGAUGAUGAUCAUAAAAAUCAUAAUUUUUUUUCGGGAGGAAAAGAUGGUAAUAUUUAUUAUGUCUCAUUAAAUAAUAAUAAAAUUAUAUCAAAAUUACAAGGUCAUUUAAAAAAGGUUAAUUCAAUUAUUUCACAUCCAUCAAACUCUAUAUGCAUUUCUGGAUCAAAUGAUAAAACUAUUCGAAUAUGGAAAGGUGAUCCCGAUACAAAUGAAUAUGUAACAUCACAUAUUAUCACAAAACAUAAAGAUAAAAUUAAUUCUUUAUCAUUACAUCCCCUUGAAAAUUAUUUUAUAAGUUCAUCAAACGAUAGCAUAUGGAUUCUUCAUGAUAUGGAAACAGGGAAAACUAUUAAAACAUGCAAAAGUAGUCCAAGUCCUUUUAAAAAUUUAUCAAUACAUCCUGAUGGAAUGAUGCUUGGUAUAGGAUCAGAAGAUUCGAAUAUUUAUAUAUACGAUAUUAAAAGUCAAGAAUAUAAAGCAUCAUUAACAGGUCAUACUAAAUCGAUAGAAUCAAUUUCAUUUAGUGAAAAUGGAUAUUAUUUAGCAUCUAUUUCUAAAGAUAAUACACUAAAAUUGUGGGAUUUAAGAAAAGCUACAAGUUUCCAAACUAUCGAAUUAGAGAACACUCCAAAACACAUCACUUUUGAUUAUUCGGGAAAAUAUCUAUCCCUUUCAGUAGGAAAUGAUAUACAAAUUUUUAAUUUCGAAACAAAAAAUCAAGCAAAUUUAAUCACCACGCUUUCAUCACAUACAGACAUAGUUACACAAACCUGUUUUGGUAGUAGAACAUCAUAUUUAUUAUCAAGUUCUAUGGAUAAAACUGUUAAGUUGUGGAGUUGA